Messenger RNA from Abrus precatorius (Indian licorice), 1862 nucleotides. Its product is annotated as DNA repair protein recA homolog 1, chloroplastic. NCBI's taxonomy places the organism in Eukaryota, Viridiplantae, Streptophyta, Magnoliopsida, Fabales, Fabaceae. Bases 143 to 1396 code for a protein of 417 amino acids. Gene Ontology annotation, biological process: DNA repair. The record is from RefSeq and is a predicted model, not a curated record. Gene Ontology annotation, molecular function: ATP hydrolysis activity; single-stranded DNA binding; ATP binding. The transcript is spliced from 13 exons.
ACCCAAAAUGUAGAUUUUUGUCUGAGCAGACCCUUCCUUGGUGUCUCGUUUUUGUUUUGAGUUUUGUUUUUCCCCCUAUUAUCUCUGUUAAACUAAUAUUAUUAGUGUGCAACAAGUGUAUUGUUUCUCUCUUCAUUGUGCAAUGGAUUUGAUGUUUCCACUGAAACCCCAGAGGGUUAUUCUGAAGGCACCCUCUUCAUCUCUCUUCUUUCCUCUUCCUCUGAGGUUUCACUCUUUUCGCCCCCUCUCCGCUUUCAAGAAUGCCAAUAUUCAAUGCGAGCUUGAAAACAAACUCAAUGGUUCUCUUUCGGGAGACUUUGACCCUCGCUUCCUCGACAGGCAAAAAGCAUUGGAAGCAGCGAUGAAUGAUAUAAACAACUCUUUUGGAAAGGGUAGUGUUACAAGAUUGGGCAGUGCUGGUGGAGCUUUGGUUGAAACUUUCCCAAGUGGGUGUUUGACAUUGGACUGUGCUUUAGGUGGUGGUCUUCCUAAAGGAAGAAUUGUAGAGAUAUUUGGACCAGAAAGCAGUGGGAAGACUACCUUGGCUCUUCAUGCUAUUGCAGAAGUGCAGAAAUUAGGAGGCAAUGCAAUGCUUGUUGAUGCGGAGCAUGCAUUUGAUCCUGCAUAUUCUAAAGCAUUAGGAGUGGAUGUAGAAAAUUUGAUUGUGUGCCAACCUGAUCAUGGGGAGAUGGCUCUUGAGAUUGCAGACCGUAUGUGUAGAUCUGGUGCCAUAGAUCUCAUUUGUGUGGACUCUGUCUCGGCUCUCACUCCACGAGCUGAAAUUGAAGGGGAAAUUGGAAUGCAGCAAAUAGGAUUGCAAGCUCGUCUUAUGAGCCAAGCUUUGCGUAAGAUGUCUGGAAACGCCUCUAAAGCUGGUUGUACACUUAUAUUUUUGAAUCAAAUAAGAUAUAAGAUUGGUGUCUAUUAUGGAAAUCCAGAAGUGACUAGUGGUGGAAUUGCAUUGAAGUUCUUUGCGUCACUUCGGCUAGAAGUUCGUCCUAUAGGGAAGAUUAAGUCUGCAAAAGCAGAUGAAGAAAUUGGCCUUAAAGUACGCGUGAGAGUGCAAAAGAGCAAGGUAUCAAGGCCAUACAAACUAGCGGAAUUUGAAAUUAUAUUUGGAGAGGGAGUCAGUAAGCUGGGAUGCAUUCUAGAUUGUGCAGAAAUGAUGGAUAUUGUCUCAAAGAAGGGCUCUUGGUAUAGCUAUGGAGAUCAUCGGUUGGGACAGGGAAGGGACAAAGCACUGCAGUACUUGAAGGAGAACACACAUCUUGUAGAAGAAAUUGAAAAGGUAGUUCGGUCAUCAUUGAUUGAGGGAACUAGCCAAUCAAGCCUUGCAUACAUGAAGAGUAACCCAGUGCUCCAUCAAGAUGAAGAUAUAUUUGAGGAAAGUCGAUGAUGAGAGAAUUGUUUGGGUGAUAAAGUUAGAGAAGUUGGGAAAUUCUUUCUUUACGGAAAAUGGAAGAAAUGGAUUUAGCUAUGUUGAUUGGACCAAUUAUUGCCUCAUUCAUCCUGUUCCAUUGGUAAAUGUCAAGGAAAGUGAUGGCAUGAGAUAUACAGAAAAGUGUAAAAACUGUAACUUAAACGUUUGCGAAGGAAUAUUAAAUAAGUAGCAGAUUUUGUUUUCAUUUUUUCCUGGUGCGUGCAUUUUGUUUUCUAUUUGAGUCUUUGAUAUUGUCAGUGUUAGACAUUUUAAUCUUUUAAAUUUUAAAAUGUUUUCAAUGGUCUUGACAUUCAUCUUUGUAUAUCAAUCUAGUCCUGCCUAUUUCUCAUUAAGAAAUAGUAACGAAAUGUCACAUUAAAUGACAUAUGAUUGAUUGUGUGACAAAAUAGCAUUAUAUGAUAUAUAAUUUUCUUUCAUUCUC